UUUCCGAACGUCACCAAACGACAGUACCAAAAUGGCGGCCAGUUUAUGAUAGUUUGUUGUGUACAAUUUUCCUCCAAAUCAGCAAAAAACUCGUUAUUAUGGUACAUAAUUUAGCUUAAUUGCAACAAACUACCCACAACAAUGGACGCUGUCAAGGCAUUUAACUCGGAGCUUUCGUCUCUGUACGAGGUAAAGCCCCCGAUUUCCAAAGCCAAGAUGACGGCGAUCACUCGGGGGGCCAUCAAAGCAAUCAAAUUCUACAAACAUGUAGUGCAAAGUGUGGAAAAAUUCAUAUUAAAGUGCAAACCCGAAUACAAAGUGCCCGGUCUAUACGUGAUCGACUCGAUUGUGCGUCAGUCUCGACACCAAUUCGGUGCCGAUAAGGACGUUUUCGCCCCCCGAUUUGCCAAGAAUAUGCGACAGACGUUCAUCAAUUUAUUUCUGUGCCCCGCUGAGGAUAAAAGUAAAAUCAUCCGAGUGCUCAACCUAUGGCAGAAGAACCAGGUGUUUGCUCCGGAGGUCAUCCAACCGCUUUUUGACCUCGCUGACCCUAACAACCCCAUCCACAAGGAGCUGGGGACUCCGAUGCAGUCGAACGGCAACAAAGGUUCCCCCGCUCUUCAAAAGACGCCCACCAAAGGUUCACAACAAGGUGUUGAUGCGGCUCAUCUCGGAGGAGCUAACUUGAAUUUAACCGACCCAAAUAUUCUGAUUCAACUCCAACAACUUCAACGCCUACUCACACGCAGCGGCGACUCGUCUUCAAAAACGGAUAGUCAAGUUCACUUCGACAAGAAAUUGUUGGAUUUUGAUUAUGGUGACGACGAUGACGAAGCUCAUUCGUCGCCGAAAGCAGGACCGGCGCCGCCUCCACCCAACGACUCUGUUUCCAAUUUGUUGACAAAUCCGGAAGUUUUGCGACAACUUCAGACUAUCCAGCAAACGAUGACUGCGGGACAGGGAGAAUUGGAUAUCGACAAGUUGAGAAAAUUACAAGAGAUGAAACAACAGGAAGAGGAGUUUGAUAAGCAUCUGGCACAAACUGUUCCGAAUCUUCCUUUUGCCGCCGAAUGCGAGUUCAAACCCGGCACCAAUUCGUCUCUUUUGGGCAGUUCUUACUACCUUCCACCAACGACCGAUCUGUCUCAACCACCACCGGGCUACAAACCUCAACCGCCGUACGAAAUGGGUCAACACCAAAAUAGUGAUAACGAUGUGCAAUUCGUUAGCGGUGAAGGCGAUAACGGAGGCGAUGUCGAAGUGAUAACUUUGGAUCAUGGCGAUUCUCGUAGCCCUUCACCGGCGGAGGACCGUUAUAGUCGUCGAAGACGUAGCAGAUCACGAGAAAGAUCACGCGAACGACGCGAUAGAGAUCGUCGAUCGCGUCGAUCACGUUCACGUUCGAAAUCAAGAAGGCAUCGGUCGAGAUCGCGUGAUCGAAACCGAGUCAAAGAGAAGGAAACGGAGAAGGAUAAAGAGAGAAAAAAACGUGGACUUCCCACCAUCAAAAAGGAUAAUCUGAGCGUAUGUAGCACGACUUUGUGGGUCGGACAUUUGUCGAAAUUGGUGCAUCAGGAAGACCUGUCGAAUACGUUCGGUGAAUUUGGUGAUAUCGUUAGCAUCGAUUUGAUACCACCAAGAGGUUGUGCGUUUAUUGUAAUGCACAGAAGACAGGAUGCUGCGAGGUGUCUUACUAAAUUGAAGAAUCAUCUGCUGCAUGGAAAGGCCAUAACGCUUGCCUGGGCCCCCGGCAAAGGCGUGAAAGGUAAAGACUUGAAGGACUACUGGGAGGGUGAUCUCGGCGUCUCUUACAUCCCUUGGAGUAAACUGAAGCCCGACAUUGACAUCGAAAUGCUUGAAGAUGGCGGUAUGAUCGACGAAGACACGAUGCCACCAUGGAUGAAGGCCAAAGUGGCGGCAGUCACCCCCAAACCAGCCCUCCCACCAGUGACUGAUUCGGUCGACACGAGUCAGCCGCCUCCAGUGCCCGGCACCGGUCUGUUGCAGCCGCCUCCAAUGGCUUUGCCUCUCGUUUCGCCCUUCCAAUUCGGCAAUCGUUUGUUGGGAAUCCCUCCAGGGAUGCUUCCGAAUGUGCCAAUCGGAGUCCCACCCCCCAAUAUAAUGCCCAAUCAGUUGGUCGGUUUAGGGUCACCAUUCCAAGGCCAAUUGAUGCCGCCGAUGGGGGCCGAACAAGGCCAAGGACAGGCGUCGGCGACCGACGAUAGCUUAAUGAAUAUGACGCAGCCAUUCGGGAUGAUACCACAGCCGCCGAUUGGUCUGUCUGCUCCACACGAUGACAAUAUGGACAUUGAAAUGGAAGAUGCGGAAAAGCCCGAAAGGCCGAUGUUGUUAAGUGAGCAAUUGCAAGCAUCGUUGGCGCAGUUCAGCAGACAAGAUAUGGGAGAUAUCGACGAUAGGAGAGACAGGGAGAGGAGGAGGAGUAGGGAAAGAGAUAGGGAGAGGAAUAGGGAUAGAGGAGACCGCGGACGGGGCUUGGCCCGCGACGGCGGUUACGCCGACCGCGACGAUAGCCGAGGUCGUAAAGACGAUCGCCGAGACCGUCCGAACCGUUGGGGCGAUCGUGAUUUAGAUGUGAUGGAACGCCGCGAACGUGAAAAGACCCUCAACGAUCGUCUCCAACAGAUGGCGAUGCCGAACGAGAUACCCUACUCGAAUCACGACAGACCGCCUCGCGACCUACCUCCUGAACCCCCUGAAAUGAUCGAUCGUCGCAUGUACAAAGGAGGUCCACCAAUGAAUCCCGACAUUGUGGAUAUGGACAUGUACGACAUGCGAGGUCCACCACCUCCGGACGAUUAUGAUCAUGGAAUGAACGGUCCGCCGCCACCAAUGAUGGACGAUUAUCCACCGCCGAUGAUGGAUCAUCCUGACGAUUGGAUGGACGGUCCACCAAUGCAUCCACGGAUGCAUCGCGAUGAAUACGAACACGAACGAUUUGGACGAGGACGAAGGGAUUUCAGGGAUAAGUUUGAGCCGAGGGGAAGGGGGCCACCGCCGGGCGGGGAUUAUUACCCACCACCGCCACCGAGGGAUGGAUUUGGAGGGCCGAGGCCGCCUAUGAUGCGAGGACCGGAUUUUCCACCACCGCCAAGACAGGGGUUGAGAGGUGCAGGGCAUAAAUUUCAUCCGAGGGGACCGCCGCCGAUGAGAGGAUUAAGGCCGAACCGGCCUAAUUUCGGCCCUCGCUUCGAACAUCCGGACUUCCAUCGUGGUCCCCCCGGAAUGUACGACGAACCGCCUCACAUGAGACACCGUGGCGGUGGCGGCGGCCGUUUCGAGGACCGCCGUCGACUUCGGCAAGAUUUCCACGAGAAUGUGGCCGAAAGCGACCGAUUCCAGAAACGAAGUCGGUGGGGUGAAUCCCACGACGAGCAAAUUACAGAAACUGAUCAGAAUGGUGGAGGUGAAGAAAACAAAGGUGGAAACACACCGUUGCACGACGAACCGCCAAUGAAAAACGACACGAGUCAAGAGGAGGAGACGAUCGAAGCGCCGCCACCACAAGUGACGGAAAACGUCGUCGAGGAGAAAGUGGCCGAGUAAAGUCACGAGAAACUUAGAUUUUUAAAUAGGAUAAUAUGUUUUGAACAAUCGGACAAUGCUUAGCUGUGAUAGUGUAGUGAACACAGGUGACCCUUUGUCUUGUCAUUUUUUAUAAAAUCAACAAAGGAAUAAAUUAUUUUUAUUAAUUUAGUCAUUGAAUUUUGAAUUAAUUGUCUAGGUUUAAUUCAACUAAGGUGAUUUACAACGAAAGGUAGGUCCAUCUGUGUUCACAACAGCUGAGAGGAGGAGCCCAGUGCCGACUUUCAAAUGGAAAGUUUGGUGCAAGGUACGGUCCCAGUUCUAUUUUUUAUUCUUACAGUAAUAUAUACAUAUGAUGUGUAAAAAAGAAUGUGUUGUGAAAUGAUUUUCGUUUGUAACACUGUACAUAUUUUGUGUUAUUAUUUAUAUCGGAUUUUCUAACAGUUAGAUAGACUGCUGUUGCAUUAACCGAUUUGUAGGCUUUAGAUGGAGGAGGGCCGAUGUGUAAAUGUUACAUUAAAAGUAGACAAUUUGCAUUUCUAUUGAAAAUCAUCGGUUUAUUUUUUGUUUGCAAUUACAUUAUGUACAACAGUUUUAAAAACUGUCACACCAGAUUAAAAAAAUAUAUAUUUGAGAUUUUUGGGUGUACAUAGGAUUACAUGUUAAGUCUUAUAAUAAAAAUAAUUCAUUAUAAUUAUGAUUUAUCACGUCCAAAUACAAUUUUUAAGAUCA
Molecule: messenger RNA, 4275 nt
Organism: Tribolium madens (black flour beetle)
Lineage: Eukaryota; Metazoa; Arthropoda; Insecta; Coleoptera; Tenebrionidae
Gene: Isha
Product: SR-related and CTD-associated factor 8
Exons: 11
Coding region: 142-3564 (1140 amino acids)
Cellular component (GO): nucleus
Molecular function (GO): RNA binding
Source: RefSeq, a predicted model, not a curated record